Molecule: messenger RNA, 2295 nt
Organism: Prunus armeniaca (apricot)
Lineage: Eukaryota; Viridiplantae; Streptophyta; Magnoliopsida; Rosales; Rosaceae
Source: the annotation of a GenBank genome assembly
AUGGAGAAGGAGGCUUCAACUAAGGAAAAUGUCACAAGUUCUCUGGCUGCUCAGAAGUUGGACGGAGAUACACUUGAUCUUCAGAAAUCUCAGGGAGGAGAACCAUCAAGGGAGAUUGAAUCUCUGAGUAUCAGCACUGGUGGUCCCAAGUUAGAGAAUAAUGGAGAAGAUGGAUUGGUUGAAAAAACGGAUGUGAGCGGUGAUUUGAAAUCUAAAGAGCGGGGUAAAAAGUUAGACAGUAAUCCAAGUCACAGUGGCGUGGGUGAGAAGAUUGAUGAGAGAAUGGAUUUGGAGUCUAAAGCUCAAGAAAAGGAUUCAGACUCAAGUAAGGAACAAAAUGACUCUGGUCAUAAGGUGACGUCAACAGCUCAAGAAGAAAAAUUACACAAUGAUGGACAUGAUAACUUGGGUAAGAAGGCAGAUCAGGGUAAGGAUUUGGAGUCCAAAGCUCAAGAGGAGACAAACCAAACAACAGAUAAAAUUCUUGGAGAGGAGGAGGAGCUAGAGCCAGUCUUUGAUGGAACUGAGGUUCCUGGGAUGGAAGCUAACAGAAGUAUGUCCACCCAUACUUUAGAUAUUGAUUCAGAGGCCCAGGGAGUAGUCAAAAAGGCAGUGGCGCUAACAAACCUUGUUAAGAUUAAAGGUGUAGUUGUAGUCUCCACUUUUCUGCGUCGCCUUUCUGGGAAAAGAGAUGAAGACGAACAAGAUGUUCUUGACAAUGCAGAUAAGAAUGCUUCAGAUUCCACUAAAGACAGUGAAGCUGGAGAAGUCUCUCAGAAAACAGUGGAUGGAUCUGCAUGGAAUCCCCUAAGCUUUAUUAGGACAUCCCAAGAUGGUGAGCAGAGGGAGGAGGUCAUUGAAGAACCAGCACAAGCUAUAGCCAUAAAAGGAAGAGUUAUACUGUACACAAGAUUAGGAUGCCAGGACUGCAAAGAGGCUAGAUUAUUUUUGUAUAGGAAGAAGCUCAGAUAUGUUGAGAUCAAUAUUGAUGUAUUUCCCAGUAGAAAGCUUGAGUUAGAGAAAAUUGCUGGGUCUUCUUCUGUUCCAAAAGUGUUUUUUAAUGAAGUCCUUAUUGGAGGCUUGAGUGAGCUAAAGGGCUUGAAUGAGUCUGGAAAGUUUGAUGAGAAGAUUGAUUACCUGAUCAGUGAACCACCAUCAUUUGAAGCUCCUUUGCCACCACUUUCGGGUGAAGAUGAUUUGUCCAAUAGUGGAGCUAUUGAUGAACUAGCUUUAAUUGCCCGGAAGAUGAAAGAAUUUGUUAUUGUGAAGGAUCGGUUUUAUAAAAUGCGCAGGUUCACGAACUGUUUUUCAGGUUCAGAAGCGGUGGAUUUCUUAGCAGAGGAUCAGUAUCUGGAAAGGGAAGAGGCUAUUGAAUUUGGGAGAAAGCUUGCAAGCAAACUCUUCUUUCAUCAUGUUCUUGAGGAAAAUCUAUUUGAGGAUGGGAACCACCUGUAUCGGUUCUUGGACGAUGAUCCAAUUGUAUCUCACUGUCACAACAUCCCAAGGGGUAUAAUUGAUGUGAAGCCAAAGCCCAUCCUAGACAUUGCAUCAAGGUUGAGAUUUUUAUUUUAUGCAAUCCUUGAAGCCUAUGUGUCAGAAGACGGAAAGCAUGUUGAUUACAGAAGUAUCCAUGGAAGUGAGGAAUUUGCAAGGUUUCUAAGAAUAGUAGAAGAGCUUCAAAGAGUGGAAGUGAAGGAUAUGCAGAGGGAGGAGAAACUUGCUUUCUUUAUAAAUCUCUACAAUCUGAUGGCCAUCCAUGCAAUAUUGGUAUGGGGUCAUCCAGCUGGGGCAAUUGAACGAAAGAGGUUGUUUGGAGACUUCAAGUAUGUUGUUGGUGGGUCCACAUACUCACUUUCGGCUAUUCAAAAUGGUAUUUUACGGGGAAACCAGCGACCACCAUACAAUCUCAUGAAGCCAUUUGGUGCAAAAGAUAAGCGUUCCAUGGUGACUCUUCCUUACCCAGAGCCUCUUAUUCAUUUUGCACUGGUUUGUGGUACUCGAUCUGGCCCUGCUCUUCGAUGCUAUUCUCCAGGGGAUAUUGAUAAAGAACUGAUGGAAGCAGCUCGUAAUUUCUUAAGAAAUGGAGGUCUUAUUAUUGAUUUUGAUACCAAGGUUGCAUCAGCUAGUAAGAUUCUUAAAUGGUUUAGCGUUGAUUUCGGCAAGAAUGAGGUAGAGGUACUGAAGCACUCAUCAAACUACCUCGAGCCGGCUGUCUCAGAAGCUUUACUGGAAUCGCUUGCCAAAUCUCAGCUGAAGGUGAUGUACCAGCCUUAUGACUGGGGUGUGAACUGCUAA